AUGAAGAACACAUUCGUUACUAUGGCUGUUGCCCUCAUGGGCACAGUCUCGGCACAGUACCCGAACUCCACUACCACCUCCGGAAACGGAACCACCAUUUCGUCGAGCAGUCGCUCUGUCGAUCUUACCAGUACUACUAUUGGAUCUGCUUCUGGCUCUGUAACCCGUACAUCUGGAUCUGGAAGCUCAAGUGCUUCAUCCGCUACCUCUACCGCCACCCCUUCUCUCACCACCGUCGAUGGGGUUACCUUCAGCUUGGAGAUCAACAUCACCUACAGCGGUAUCACAUUCGAGCUUGAUCUCGAUUUCGCCAAGAGAGCUGGUCAGACCUUGGACGACUGCCUUGCCGGCUGUGCAAGCAACUCCUCCUGUGUCGGAACUGCCUUUGAUUCAUCUGAUGAUUCUUGCACCUACUACAGCCAAAUCGACAAGAACAGCCGCACCGACGCUCCUGGAGUCACCUUUGCCACUGUCGUUGGCGCUCGCGGCAACAACGGUACCACCUCCAGCUCUACUCGCAACUCCACUGCCUCCAGCACCGGUUCUUCAGCAACUGCUACUCCUACUGGCCUUGAGGACUUCAUUUGCUCCAAGCUGGACGGAAGUGUUAUCACCAACAGCCUCGAUGUAGCUUUCACCAUUCAGUGCAACACCGGUAUUAUCGGUACCGCUUUGACCAUUGAUGCCUCCAGAAAGCGUCAAGCUACCGUCAUCCCUGCCAGCUUGAGCAACUGUGUCGAUAUCUGCUCUACCGAGGACGCAUGUGUUGCCACAACCUACAAUGAUGCCACCAACCAAUGCGCAUACUACAGCACCUUCGACCUCAUCUUCGCAGAAGGCAUUGAUGCCGCUCUUCGCCUUGAGAACAACGGCGCUCCUGUCGUCACCACCACCAUCACUUCCACCGAGACCAAGACCAUUCAGAUUGAAGGCGGCUCUACUGUGCAGACUGGCCUUGUCACAAGCACCCUCGUCCAGACUGUUUGCCCUACAUGCGCUGUCACCAGCAUGCCCGCUGGCAAUGGCGGUUCCUACUCUACUGCCACCGUUUAUUCCACAACCGUUGUGACCAUCUCUUCCUGCGCACCUACUGUCACCAAUUGCCCUCUCAGAGCCGGCCAGAACGCUGCAGUCAUUACCACUGUGGUUCCCGUUGCACAGACUGUCUACCUUUGUCCUUACCCCACCAAUACUGCCACAUUAACCGCACUCUACGGAGCCGUCACUGAGAAGGAUGUUGUUACAAGCACUGUAUAUUCAUGUCCCGCCGGUAGCACAAUCACUGUCUCUGGAACCCAGAUGGUUCCCGCUCAACCUACUACUAUCACUGAAUACUACACCACACACAUCACUCAGAGCUCUGGCGGUGCUCCCCCCGUCAUGACCGGCCCCAAUGCCAGCAAGACUGUUGUCUACGUCCAGCAGCAAGUCAGUGUUGGCCAAACUUCCACCUACACUCAAUACAUAGUUGUCUCGACCGGCACUCCCCAGCAAACCAAGACUGCCACCAUCACUCAGGCCUGCGAUGGUAUUCAUUGCCCUACCAACACUGGCAACGGAAACCCAGUCACCACCACCUACAAGAUUACUAUCAACACUGUGAUCCCUCAGCAGUCCGCCCCUGCUCAGUGCAACGGCGAGCAUUGUCCUGCCUCUUCAGGCAUGACCACUUCCGCCUACGCCACUGCUACUCCCUCCAAGCCUAUGGCAUUCACCGGCGCUGCUUCUGUUAUCAGCGUCCAAGGCGGUCUUGUUGCCGUGGCUGCAGCCGUCUUCUCCAUCUUCCUGUUCUAA
Messenger RNA from Aureobasidium namibiae CBS 147.97, 1794 nucleotides. RefSeq lists its product as uncharacterized. The coding region runs from base 1 to 1794 and encodes 597 amino acids. The transcript has 5 exons. NCBI's taxonomy places the organism in Eukaryota, Fungi, Ascomycota, Dothideomycetes, Dothideales, Saccotheciaceae. The record is from RefSeq and is a predicted model, not a curated record.